GCAGGGCAGGGCCGCGGCGGUUCUCCCGUGGCGGCGGCCGGCCCCACCUGAGGGGCCUCCGCCUGCAAACCCCACCCCCGGCCGCUCCCCCGCCGGCCAGGCCCGGCCCAUGGCCCGGCGCUCGGCGGGCUGCGCGGCGGCUCGGGGCGGCCGCUUCCUGCCCACACCAGUCGGGCCCGCAGGUAACGGCGGCCGCAGCUCGGCUGCGCCAUGCGCGACUACGAGGAGGUGACCGCCUUCCUGGGCGAGUGGGGCCGCUUCCAGCGCCUCGUCUUCUUCCUCCUCAGCGCCAGCAUCGUCCCCAACGGCUUCAACGGCCUCUCCAUCGUCUUCCUGGCCGGCACCCCCGAGCACCGCUGCGCCGUGCCCCGCGGGGCCAACCUGAGCGGCGAGUGGCGCAACGCCAGCAUCCCGCUGGAGCUGCGGGACGGGCAGGCGGCGCCGAGCCGCUGCCGCCGGUACCGCCUGGCCGCGCUGGCCAAUUUCUCGGCGCUGGGGCUGCGGCCCGGCUUCGACGUGGAGCUGGCGUCGCUGGAGCAGGAGCCGUGCCUGGACGGCUGGGAGUACAGCCGCGACGUCUAUCGCUCCACCAUCGUCACCCAGUGGAACCUGGUCUGUGACAACGACUGGAAGGGACCCCUCAGCACCUCCCUGUUCUUCGUGGGUGUCCUGCUUGGAUCUUUUGUCUCAGGACAGCUCUCAGACAAGUUUGGCAGGAAAAAUGUGCUGUUUGCGACUCUGGCAAUGCAGACUGGCUUCAGCUUCGUACAGGUCUUCUCUACCAGCUGGGAGAUGUUUUCGGUGUUCUUUGUGCUGGUCGGCAUGGGACAGAUCUCUAACUACGUGGCAGCGUUUGUUCUUGGCACAGAAAUUCUUGGCAAAUCAAUUCGUGUGCUGUUCUGCACGCUGGGCGUUUGCAUAUUUUAUGCAUUUGGCUACAUGUUGCUGCCCCUGUUUGCUUACUUCAUCAGAGACUGGCGGAUGCUGCUGCUGGCGCUUACUUUACCUGGGCUGCUCUGCAUCCCGCUCUGGUGGAUCAUUCCGGAAUCUCCGCGGUGGCUGAUCUCCCAGGGAAGAUUUCAAGAGGCAGAAGACAUCAUCCGAAAGGCCGCAAAAAUUAAUGGCAUUACAGCCCCAGAUGUUAUAUUUGACCCUAGUGAGCUGCAAGAUAUGAAUUCCCAGAAGCAGCAGACGUACACCAUUUUGGAUCUAAUGAGAACCCGGAAUAUCCUAACUAUCACAAUUAUGUCAGUGAUUCUUUGGAUGAUAAUCUCUGUUGGUUAUUUUGGACUUUCUCUGGACACACCUAACUUGCACGGAGAUGUCUUUGUGAACUGCUUCCUCUCGGCAGUGAUUGAAGUUCCAGCCUACAUUAUUUCCUGGCUGCUGCUUCGAAACCUGCCCCGACGGUAUUCAAUGGCUGCCGCGUUAUUCUUGGGAGGCUGUGUUCUUCUCUUCAUUCAGCUGGUGCCUUCACAUAUUCGUGCAGUAUCUAUUCUGCUGGUGAUGUUAGGGAAAUUUGGGAUCACGUCAGCCUUUUCAAUGGUUUAUGUUUAUACUGCUGAGCUCUACCCAACGGUGGUGAGAAACAUGGGAGUUGGAGCCAGUUCCAUGGCCUCUAGACUGGGCAGCAUCCUCUCGCCUUACUUCGUUUACCUCGGUGCCUACGAUCGAUUCCUGCCUUACAUCCUGAUGGGGAGCCUGACUGUGCUGUCAGGAAUUCUGACUUUAUUUCUGCCAGAAAGCUACGGCAGGCCUCUUCCGGACACAAUCGAGCAAAUGCUGUUGGUGAAAGGAUUAGAAUACAGGCCUGCAUCUAGUAGCACAAGGGAUUCCAAGGAGGAAGAAGAAAAUCCGGAGAUUUUUAAAAGCACAGCUUUUUGAUGGAACUCCUGUGUACUUCCUGGCGGACUGAAAGUUAAAUGGACUUUUCUUCUAAAAUUCGUUCUAGAAAGGGCUAGUGGCAACACUUUGUUUCCUGUAAUUUUAACCUUAUUUAUUAAUUUAAACACUGUGUUCUGUACAUUCUCUUUUUAUAUGAAGAUAAAUACUGUAUAGCCUUUAAUGAGAUUUUUCAGCUCCAGUUGUUUUAAUGCAGUAACAUGGAACAGUAUCUGAUCAAUCCUUUGUAAUUUUAAGUGUAUAGUUCAGCUGAAAGAUACUUGAAAAUGAGUUGAAGGGCUGGCAGGGAGCCUGGAUUUCUCAGUGAACCUUCUCCAGAGCUAAUGGACAUCAACAAGCAAAAAUUGCCAGAAAAAGCUGCUAAUUGGUUUUGAUUCCUUGACUUCUGUCUCUGGGCAGGAAACUUAUUUAUUAGAGCAAAGGUUAUGAGAACGUGCCUCCCUGUGAUCUUACUCAAAUGACUUUGCACAUGCUGAAUUUGUUACCAAAUUCAGAAAGAUGCAAAGGAAGAUUUUGAGAAUUAAUUCUGACUUGCUGUGUUUUAACUCAACGUAGGGCUGUCUUGCACAAAGGAUUUGUAGCACUGAAGUUUUGCUCGUAAAAUUCACUUGGUUCCAAUGCUGGUUUUCAACUGUACCCAUGUGGUGAAGCUGUUUACAUCUGACCCUGCACUGUAUUUAUUUUAAAUGAUGCAAAAGGUUUCAUCUGUGUGUGGAGGGAGCGGUGUUAAUUUGGGGUUCUUCUCUUUCGAUGUGUGGUGGAAGUUUUACGUCUGAAUCAUUUUAAUGUCUUCUGUGCCAUUUGAAUGAUGGAAACAAUUCUCCGGUCUUUGUUCUGCGCUUUUCACACACGUGCACAUAUACACGCACACAAUUAAUGUAUUUAGAGAUAAAUUUUUGUGUUAAUCUAUGCCAGUGCAUUGACCUCAUGGUGGAAUGUCCUGAGAACAGAAUUCAGAAUACAUCUCUGACCUCUGGCUCUCCAUUCUCAAGUGCCAACUGUACGAUCUCUGUGAGGUCUGUUAUUUCACUUAACUCAUAUAUCGCUGAAUUGUUUUCAAAUUGCUUAAAAAAAAAUAAUAAUAAUAAUCUUGUUGACAAUCUGCCAAGAAAUUGUUCCUUGGGCUGUGGAAGCACCCUUGGCAUUACCUGUGUUUCUUUAAAUAUAUACAGUAUAUGCCUACAGCAAGUCUCGCUUGUGCUAUUCUGCUUAUACUUUGACAGAUGUGAGUGGCGAAAGAUUUGUCUUGUGGCACCUGUUUGUGUUUUGUUCUAUCUUGUAGAGACCUAAUAAACAGAACCUAAACCUUUGUAGCCAAAGCUUAGGGGCCUUACUCUCUGCUGUGGCUUUUUCCGACAGUAUUUAAAUAGGUAGCGUCGGCUGAUUCUAGUCUUUUGUUAAGCGAUACCCCGGAUUCUGGCCAUGGGAACCGGCUGCAGUAGAGGGACUGAUGUGCUGGUGUGUGCGCAGCUCCUCUUAAAAACUAGAAAUUAAAAAAACCUGCAUAGACUAUAAUGUUUUGUUUGGGUUUUGUGGUGUUUUGGGUUUUUUUUUAAACUCUUCCUACCAGUGUCUUGAGCUUUACGGUUUGCUCUGCUUUCCCUGCAUUGUCUUACCUACUCGUUUAGUAUUUUAAUUUGUGGAUGCAGCAGGAAGUUAGCCAGUGUUACCGGCUCAGAGAAUGAUACCCAGAAACAUAGUUUUCUCAUACCAUCAGCUCUUCUAAGAAGAAAAAUCCCAACGUUUGGGCAGGUUCGGUGUCACUCCUGUUUGAUGGGUUGACGGGGCGUUGGCAGGCAGGUUUAAAAUGCAGCAUGUGAUUUGAAGCCAGUGCAAAAAAUGAGAAUCUGGAUUUUGCAAGCCUCGCUGCACAUCUUAUAACAGCCUUGACAUGAGCAAAUAUGUGUCAGGAGAGUGCAUGUAACAGCCAGUCUUCCCUGCCCAAAAGACAUGAUAGAAUUUGUCAGGCUUAUCACUUUUUUUGAAAUAUUCAUUUAGAAUAUGUUCUGAGACUUGUUGCAGACAUUUUUCUUUGUAAACCUUAUUUCUAGGAACUGGAACACUUAGAAGCAGCUUUUAUUCUGUGUGUUGCAGAAGAAUUAUCUGAUAACCGCAGGAAUCUGAGACAAAACACAUUUAACUGCAGCUUCCUUGUAAUGCGUUUGCCAAUGUAAACAACUGUGUCCCAUAAGUCUCUUCCUGUAAACUGUUUCAGAAAAUAUCCUGAAAUGUAAGAUACGUGCUUGCCUGAUACAUGAUCUAGUAUGGAAAUUCCUGUCCUGAAGUGCAGAGUCCUAUUAACGUCUGAUUUAGCUGUAACUUCUUAUCCACUGUUUUAUCCAGGUAUGUGCCUUGACAGUGAGACUUUUGUUCUUGAAUGUUUAAAUAGUCUAAUAUUUACUAAAGGUUUUUGUGGGUUUUUUUGGUUUUUUGUUGGUUUUUUUUUGUUAAUCCAGACAAAUUGGGGAACUUCCUGGUUAUGACAUACUGCAAAACAUAAUGGCAAUCUUUUGUGUCAAAAAAAUACUUUUUUUUUUUGUCCUUUCUCAUUUUUUUUUAAAAAACAAAAAGUAUGACUCAGAAAUGUAGAAUAUAUUUAAUAUAGCAUCCUGAGUUAUUUUGUAUUUGCAAGUUUGUCUCUAAAACAAGGAGCUUGUUCUAGUGGGUAGGCAGAAUCCAGCUAACAGGUAUUUCCAAAAGAAAUUGGGGGAAUAUUUUAAUAUGGGUAGGUGAUGUGAUCUGUGCAGAUACGCUGUAGAUAAAAGGACCUGAUCCAGUUGUUGGCCCGUCCUAGAGGUCGGGUUGGCAGUACGAAGCGUGGCUGCAGAUAGACCUGCAGAACCAAGCACCGGCUUUGGGAGGUGCCUGCCGAGCGUCACAUUUUCAGAUGUGACCAGCUCCUAAGUGACAUAUGGUUUCAUUAAUAGACAUGUUUGUUUAAUUAAUUAAUAGACAUGCUUGGGGAAGAGUGGCUGGAAAGCUGCCCAGCGGAAAAGGAGCUGGGGAUGUUGGUCGACAGACGGCUGAAUACAAGCCAGCAGUGUGCCAAGGUGCCCACCAGCAUCCCGGCCUGUGUCAGCAAAAGUGUGGCCAGCAGGACCAGGGCAGUGACCGUCCCCCUGUACUGGGCUCUGGGGAGGCCCCACCUCGAGUGCUGUGUCCAGGUUUGGGCCCCUCACAACAGGAAAGACCUUGAGGUGCUGGAGCGUGUCCAGAGAAGGGCAACGGAGCUGGCGAGGGGUCUGGGGCACAAGUCUUGUGAGGAGCGACUGAGGGAGCUGGGGGUGUUCAGCCUGGAGAAAAGGAGGCCGAGGGGAGACCUUCUCGCUCUCUACAACUGCCUGAAAGGAGGGUGUAGCCAGGGGGGUCGGUCUCUUCUCCCAAGGAACAGGCGAUGGGACAAGAGGAAACGGCCUCAAGUUGUGCCAGGGGAGGUUUAGGAUGGAUAUUAGGAAAAAUUCCUUCCCUGAAAGGGUUGUCAAGCAUUGGAACAGGCUGCCCAGGGAAGGGUUUGAGGCACCAUCCCUGGAGGUAUUUAAAAGUCGGGCAGACGUGGUGCUGAGGGACAUGGGUUAGUGAUGGUUUUUGUCAGUGGUAGGUUGAUGGUUGGACUUGAUGGUCUGAAAGGUCCCUUCCAACCAAGACAAUUCUGUGAUUCUAUGAAAAGCCCUGGCUUUCCCAGAGCACAGCAGAGCAGGUCCUUCACCACAAGCCAGCACGCUAGGCAAGACUGGUAUUUAGGUGCAUUAAAAUACUGGUACUAAAAACUAUCAACCCUUUAAAGAAGGGAUAAUCUGUAUGUGAGGUGGGACUCAAGGCUCUCCCGUGCAUCCCUCACUCACCAUGAGGCCAAGAGAAGAAUCUCCCACGUGGACCGUGACUCAUUUCACAACACUCACACAACAGCUCUGCGGGGGUGGGUGAAACAUGUCUCAAAAAUGUAAGUUACAUAGUGGUCUGUUUGCAGCGGAAGAUCAGAGAGUCAGUGCCGGUCCUGCUGCACAGCAGCAUAACACAGGGUGACAUGCCAACAUGGAAUCGCAGAAUCCCUUAGGCUGGAAAAGACCUUUACGAUCAAAUCCAACUGUUAACGUUGCACUGCCAAGUCCACCACCAAACCACGUCCCUCAGCACCAUGUCUGCCUUCCAGCUCUCAGACCGGCUCCUUUCGUCACCUUGGCCAUGUUGCCUAAUCCCGUGACUUCAGUUUCUUUGCUUGCCAGUGGAAAUGCCGUUGACUCAAAAGGCAACAUAAUUUCUUGUGAUAUUCACGCUCCACAGUCUGUAUCCGUUAAGAUUCUCUGUUUGACUCCCCUGGCGGUGAAUGUAACGCUCAUGUGAGCACCAUUUAGUAUUUCAUCUUUCGGAAACGGGAAACUUUGGAUGAUUUCUGAUGCUAUUUUUGUUAGGAGGUGUGAACCCCUCCUCCCCCGUUUCCAAGUUACCGUUUGGAAGAAGGACACGUGGGGAGGUGGUGCAUUGCCCAGGGAAUUGGACUGCAGUAAAUCAAGCAAGGAUUGGGUUUUGAAUGCUUAAUUAUAUUCUUUUAAUUGCACAACCCCUUCAUAGUUCUACAGAAAACUGCCUGUGGUGUGCUGCCGGUGAGAGGUUACUGAACAUUGUCACUGUGCACCCAACUACAUUGUAAAAAUACUGGUUUGUUCAGAGGAUUUUCAUUUUGAGGUAGAAGGAUGCUAACACUGUAUUGCUGAUCUGAUGGAAUUGGAGAUUAACGUGGGUUCUACCCAUCUCUGCUUUACAGCCGGCUCCGUUUUACAGCCUCACCCAGAGGGCUCUUCUUUUAACGCUCUCCAGGGGCACGUGGAUGUGAGGAACCUGAUGGGACUGUCUCUGCGGAGAAACUUGUGUUUCAGUAUUUGUAGAAUAGAACCUCAGUCUUGGCAGUUGUGAACGGUUUUCUCAAAGCAUCAAAUCGGCUCGUGCACCAUAAUGCCUUACUUACAAAUGCCUUUGGGGGUACCUUAAACUAGUAACAGCCACAGCCUUGUAUAUCGAAAGAUAUAGAAGUUUCUUCUAAGAAUGUAAAUAUUCCUAACUCUAACUGAAUUGAUUCUUACCCUAGUUUUUUUAUAGAAAAAUGCUUGUUAUUUGUAAAAUUCAGAAUAAAA
Messenger RNA from Chroicocephalus ridibundus (black-headed gull), 7031 nucleotides. Its product is annotated as organic cation/carnitine transporter 2-like. The record is from RefSeq and is a predicted model, not a curated record. Bases 211 to 1884 code for a protein of 557 amino acids. Lineage: Eukaryota; Metazoa; Chordata; Aves; Charadriiformes; Laridae. Gene Ontology annotation, cellular component: membrane. The transcript is spliced from 10 exons. Gene Ontology annotation, biological process: carnitine transport; transmembrane transport. Gene Ontology annotation, molecular function: ATP binding; quaternary ammonium group transmembrane transporter activity.